Tricharina praecox is the source of this 883-nucleotide messenger RNA. Its product is annotated as mitochondrial outer membrane translocase complex, subunit Tom22. Gene Ontology annotation, cellular component: mitochondrial outer membrane. The coding region runs from base 117 to 584 and encodes 155 amino acids. The record is from RefSeq and is a predicted model, not a curated record. Lineage: Eukaryota; Fungi; Ascomycota; Pezizomycetes; Pezizales; Pyronemataceae. Gene Ontology annotation, biological process: intracellular protein transport. The transcript has 2 exons.
CGCCACCACUCCAAUUUUUCCCAAACUUCCCGAGUCUGCACGUCAUCCACCCACUACUCCACCCCACUUCACCCCCAGCACCCGGACACCCACCGCAUCACACCGUCUUAGCAACAAUGGUCAAACUCCACGAGGUCGAGGACGAGCACUUCGCCGAGGACCAGGUGGGCCCCAACAAGGACGACACCGACUACGCCGACACGGACAGCGAGAUCACCAGUUCCGACGACGACUCGUCUGACGAUGAGGACAACAACAACGACACGUUCGAGGAGACAAUGUACGAGCGGCUCGUGGCGCUGAAGGACAUGGUGCCGCCGAAGCACCGCGCGCGCAUCUCGGCCGUCGCCAGCGGCACCUACAACCUCGUCUCGGCUGGCCUCCGCUUCGGCGGCAAGUCCCUGUGGAUCCUGAGCACCAGCGCCAUCAUGCUCGGUGUCCCUUACGCCCUCGCCGUCGGCGAGGAACAGCAGAUGAUGGAAAUGGAGAAGGAGAUGAAGGCUCAGCAGUUGGCUAGCAGUGGCCUGUCCUCUGGUAACCUGAUGGAGCAGAUGGAGCAGCAGGGACAGCAGCAGAAGAUCUAAGCUUGUGCGCUCGCUCUUUACCUGUCAUCUUCAACUGUAUAUCAACCGACAAAACCUUCACUCUUGAUCCUCAUGGCUUCUUUGCCACUGUACAUUUUCUUUGAUCUUUUGCGUUUCUGGGGGGAUUUCCUAUAGUUUCGAAUGGGGAGUGUGGUCUGGGCCAAAACAUAGAAGUAAAGAAGGAGGAUGGAUGUGUGGUGGUGUUUGGCCAAUCCAUGUACUCUUCACUCACGGGGUUUCACGGUUGGGAAAAAUGGGAAUGCUUGACUGUCGCUAGUACAGAACUUUCAAAGGAGAUG